CCCCACUCUCGCCUUCCUCCCCUUCUCUCACCCCUCUCACUAUACCACCCCCCUCCUUUCACCGUUUAUUGUUUUCGAUCACGCAUUCACACCCACACCUUUUGCCCACUCUACCAACAAACGACCAUCCCAUUCGGCCAUCACACCAACUCCCAACCCACCACAAUCGCGCGCGCGCCGCUAUCGCUUGCUGCAAUCAUCCAUCUCACUCUCUUGCUCUUGCUCUUGCUCGCUCGCUCGCGCCCGCCCAGCCUCGCCCUGUCCAACGCCCUCGCCCACGGCUCGCUUAUCGCCACGACGCACGGCACGCACACGGACAUCAUCGCGGCCCAUCCUCACAACCCCCACUUACCCACCCUUCCCUCGUCACACAUCCACAUCCACAACAACAUCCACCCAACGCGCUCGUCCUUCCAUCCACCCUCCCUUUCAAGUCAAAGUCGCGAUCCCGCUUCACCGAUUUACACGCUGGACGAGGUCGCGUCGUGAGCAAUCCGCACAGUCACUGGUACACGACCGUCGCGACCGUGCGCGGGAGGGGCAAGAGUAGAAGCAGAGGAAGGAUUCAACCACCGUCGUCGAGCGUCUUGUCGACGACGUUGGCACCACCAUCAUCAGGACAACCUACGCCUGUCCUUGUAAAUCAGACCAUCCACCGGCGCAUCCAUCGCCUGCUAAACUCUACCACAUCCACAGUCCGCUUUCCGGCGGCACAAUCCACCUCGUAAACACACAACCCUCAUCACAACAACACUACUAUCAUAAUGACCACCCCACCGUCUUCUCUCCCAUCUCCGACACCGUCCUCGGGCUCGUCGGGGCAGCAGCACAAGCCUCAAUCCUUUUCGUCAAUAGCUGCCCUCCACACGUCGUCGGCGUCUAGCACCUCGCCACCGUCCUUGGCCAGCCAAUCUGUGGGUGCACCUGGCGACGGUGCGCCCUCUCGCGAGACGUCGUUUGAUGCCUUCUCGGACGAGGCGCAGCAGACUCCUCCAGCUGGCUCAAACGUGUCUGGAUUCCACAAUGUCGCGUUUCUCCCCCAGGUCACCGCGUCUCCUCCGCCUCAUGCUCCUCCCUACGUGCCACCAGCACAGCACGCCAUGGCGCCGGACCCGAUCCACUCGCUAUCGCUAUCUGGGCAGGCGGGCUCCGUCUGGGCACCUGGAUGGCGCCCUGGCCCUCCUGGUCCGGGACCCGGCUAUGCCCACCCACAAGGUGGCUAUGGGCGAGGAGGUCCCAACGGCCACCUCACUCACCAGCUUCCUCCAAACCCCCUCGAGGCGUACGGCCCAGGAUCUCGUCAAUCCAUGACGUCCACGCCAGGUGUUGCUCCCCUGGGCAGCGCUAACGGGGACCCAACACGUCGCACGGGCUCUCAACCCGGCGAGCCCCGCGACCGUCGCAGAGAGCGACACCGUGAGGAGGAGGGUCGUGAGCGUGAAGAUGAGGAGGUUAUCAGCACCAUUUUCGUUGUUGGUUUCCCUGACGACAUGAGCGAGCGCGAAUUUCAAAACGUCUUCACCUUUGCGCCUGGUUUCGAGGCCGCGACGCUGAAGUUCCCCUCUGGCUCAGCAAGGAGGGAGCCAGCUGCCGCUGCCGCUUUACUUGCCGAGCUCCAGCACUUGGCAGCCAACCAGGGUGGUGUCCCUGCGGGACUCUUGGGCUCUGAACACCCAGACCAGCCCCUCGACGAGUCGUUUGUUGGCAUGAACUUUGGCACCCAGUCGUCGUCGGCCUCCAACACGCCCUCGGCCGCCAUGUCAUUAACGCCCUCUGCUCCAUCUGGAGCUACUCUCGGUGCCGCAAACAUUCCCCCAUCGGUACCACCGCGUCGCCAAACCAUUGGCUUUGCGCGCUUCAAGACCCGUGCCGAUGCGUUGGCGGCCCGCGAUCACCUGCAGGGACGUCGCAUCGACACCCUCACCGGGGCCACCCUCAAGGCUGAAAUGGCGAAGAAGAACUUGCACACCAAGCGUGGCGUGGGAGGAGACGACCUUGUUGGUAUCCUUCUCCGUUCUGGUCGUCUGUCUCAGCUGGUGAACCAACAGGCGCAGGCUCAACAAGCGAUCGGUGGAGCACCCGGAAUCGGCCAGCCAAACGCCGCUGGCCCUAUCGGUGCUCCCGUUGUCGGCCUCAACACCGGUGCUGCUCAAUCCGCCAAGGAGGCCUGGGACGCAUGGCCAGCACCUGCCCAGGCUGGAUCUGACGCCAAGGUGGACAAGCUUGCCCAGUCACAACGUGCGCCAUCCGCUCAGUCCACCACCUCUGGUUCGCCACCCCUCUCGGUCAAGUCGCCGAACGCCCGCCCUACUGACAGCAAAGCCCUGCUGGCACUUGCUGAAGAGGCUGACGAGCUCGAAGGCUGGUCCGUCGGCUCUGUUGGACUCGGUGGCAUGACUCUUGACUACCCUGGUGCACCUGGCGGUCCUCGUUCUGCUGGAGGUCCUGGUGGGCCUUUGCCCGUCGGCGCCGGCAUCGCGCCACCCAACUCGGCAGGUCUUCAGCACGGUGCUAUCGGCUUCAACAGCGGAGGCAGCGGAGCCGGCUACAGCCAGUACCCGCCUGCCAUUGGCAGCUUUGGUGGUUCAGGCCCUCAGGACGGGGUUGACCCCCGGAGUCUGGGUAUCGGUACCAACAUGAACCCUGCCGACCAGAACCCCCCGAUCAACACACUGUACAUUGGCAACCUCCCCGCUAUUUCGCCUCCCACUCACCCUCCCAACUUCCUCGAGGAGAGCCUCCGGGCCUUGUUCCACCGCCGCCCUGGCUUCAAGCGCAUGUCGUUCCGCCAAAAGAUCAAUGGCCCAAUGUGCUUUGUCGAGUUUGAGGACAUUCCUUUUGCCACCCAGGCGAUGCGUGAGCUCUACGGUAACACGCUCAACGGCCUCGUCAAGGGCGGUAUCCGCUUGUCCUACUCGAAGAACUCGCUCGGCCAGCGCGGAAACUCCCACCAGCAAGGCGUCAGCACAUCCAUGUUCGGUGGCAUCGCCCACACCGUCGCCCUCGCUGGCAUGUCGUCUGGUCCCUCUGGCAACCAGAUGGCUCCCGGCGCGCCAGGUGGUGGCUUCCUCGGCCCCUCCCCGCCUGUCCCCAUCGGCUCGUCGAGCAGCACGGCGACUACGCCUGGUGCAGACCCCCGCCGACCCAGUGAAGGGUCGUCAUUGUCCCCAACAGCCCAGCCUUUCAAUGCACCGCUCCCCAACAGCUCGCCUCGUUCUCAACGGUACUAUGGUGGUGAGCGUCCAGCUGGCACUGGAAGCGGCUCGCCACCGGCCAACAUUCCCGGCAGUAACCAGCAAGAAGCAGCUGCCGCGGCCUUCAACUCGUUUGCACCGUCAUCCGCCUCGCAGAGUGGCUUCUCGCCCGUCUCGUCUCCGAUCCGGACGCCGGCCUCGCUGGGCUGGGUCUCGUCCUCGAGUGGUGGUGGCGCCUCUGGCGGCACCUAUGGCGCGUUUGAGGCCUUUGGAAUGCCUCCCCACGGCUUGCCGUCUUUGAACGGUGCGGCCAGUGCAUGGGGCGCCAACGCUCCAAACGCGUCGUAA
Vanrija pseudolonga is the source of this 3542-nucleotide messenger RNA. RefSeq names its product Cell wall integrity protein scw1. NCBI's taxonomy places the organism in Eukaryota, Fungi, Basidiomycota, Tremellomycetes, Trichosporonales, Trichosporonaceae. Gene Ontology annotation, molecular function: RNA binding. The transcript has 2 exons. The record is from RefSeq and is a predicted model, not a curated record. Bases 765 to 3542 code for a protein of 925 amino acids.